Messenger RNA from Panicum virgatum (switchgrass), 816 nucleotides. RefSeq lists its product as uncharacterized. The record is from RefSeq and is a predicted model, not a curated record. Bases 1 to 660 code for a protein of 219 amino acids. The transcript is spliced from 2 exons. NCBI's taxonomy places the organism in Eukaryota, Viridiplantae, Streptophyta, Magnoliopsida, Poales, Poaceae.
AUGCCGAUCGUGUCCGAGGCCGCGCGGCGGGCGGACAGCGGGAGCUCCGGCUUCGGCCGCCGGGGCGGGUGGUCGCCGUCGUCGUCGACGAUGGUGCCGGGCAGCGACAGCAGGGCGGCGGUGCUGCAGUGCGACGAGAUGGAGGAGAGCGACGGGGAGGUGCAGAGCUCUUACAGGGGCCCGUUCGAAACCAUGGAGGCGCUGCAGGACGCGCUGCCCAGCAACAGGAAAAGAGUAUCCAAAUUCUACAAUGGCGAGUCAAGUUCUAAUGUCGCUGGUGCUGCUCAACUUGCACAAGCCACUGCCAGUCCUGGCAACCCAUCCCCCAAGAAGCGCAAGGGCUUCCUCUCCUUCAGUUUCAGCUGGACCAAGUCGAGGAGCAGAGGGUCAAGCAGCAGCAGGAGGGCACCUUCUCCAGCUCCUGCAAGCUCCUCUCAGGGCCACAGCGGGCGUGCCAACAAUGAGCACGCCCGCCGCUGGCUGCAGAGGAGCUCCAGCACGAGGGCCGCCGUCUCCACUUCCCCAGCAGCCGCCGCCGCCCUCCGCUCCUCCUCCUCCCAGCUGAUCGCCGUCCAGAUGCAGGCCGUUUGCCUGGAGGACGUGGCGGAGUCCACCGCCUCGCUUUGUCCCCGGGAGAAGCGCAGGAGGAGCUUGCAGUAGCGGCGGGCAGCUUCGCCUGCCCACCAAGCUCCACCCACUGGUGUGGUGCCCGUCUCUUCUAGACGCGGCGGAAUCCAGUCGCCGGUGCUCCCGUUUUCAGUGCCAUGGAUGGAUGCUUGAUCAUGUAAGGUUUCGGCUGCAAUUGUGUACAGUGGC